GGUGCACGUUUACUUGUCUGCGGUAUGAUAAACCCAAAUAACCCAUAAACUUCCGCCAUUCGUUGUACCACUUCUCAACGGGCGUCCCACGGCGGAGGCACUCGUGGAGUGCAUGAAUAUGAUAAACAGUUCCCCGUCCAAAAGCCCAGGUGCCACGUUGCAUUUUUGUUAGCACCUGGUACAUAAAUUUCUCCUUCGCAUAUGGGUCUACUCCCUCUUUCUCCCAUUGUGCCGUCAAGAUGAACUUCAAAGAUGAAGUCAAUGUGGACGCUGUCGCCCGGGAUAGUCUGGAGAAGCUAGGCUACAAGCAGGAGAUGACACGGUCUCGAGGACUAGUACAAAUAUUGUUCACAAUCAUGGCAGUCCCAUUCGGUCUUGCAACGCCUAUAGCAACGUCGCUCAUUGGAGGUGGUCCAGCGGUAAUGAUAUGGGGUUGGAUCCUGGUUUCAGUCCUGACCCAAACCCUCGCUCUUUCACUGGCGGAGAUUUGCUCUAAAUAUCCUACAUCAGCAGGGACAUACUACUGGUGUUAUCGACUUGCGUCCCCCCGCACGCGACUUCUUUUCUCCUGGAUCAAUGGCUGGUUGACGGUCGUUGGUAGUUGGACAGCUGACUUGAGUGUCAAAUUUGCAACUGCUCAACUUGCUGUUGCCGGAGUCGGAAUAUAUUAUUCUGAAUGGGACGCGACAGCAUUGCAAACAUACAUGAUUUUCCUCGGCGUGACUGCUAUUGCUGGCAUAUUCUGCAUAUUUUUCAACAGGCUCCUACCAACCAUCGAGAUUAUUUGUGCUUGCUGGACGGGUUUAGGCAUCAUCGUUAUCUCGAUAUGCGUGUUAGCUAAGGCCGCAGUAGGCCGUCAUCCGGCCUCUUUCGCGCUCGGGAACUUCGAUCCCUCAUUUUCAGGAUGGACGCCUGGGUGGUCGUUCUUCAUCGGUAUAUUGCCGGCAUAUACAUUCUCCGGUAUAGGAAUGAUCACAAAUAUGGCCGAGGAGGUUUAUAACCCUUCUGAAAUACUCCCAAAGGCUAUCACCUGGUCCAUACCCAUUGGCACAUUAUCUGGCAUAUUGUUCCUUCUCCCAAUCCUUUUCACAUUCCCAGAUGUCGACACAUUGCUUCAAGUUUCUUCCGGUCAACCUAUUGGUGUCAUGUUUACUUUGAUCAUGGGCUCCAGGGCCGGUGGUUUCGGGCUGUGGUUCAUUAUAUUCGGUAUUGGUAUGUUUUGUUCAAUGUCCACGUCGUGUAUCGGUUCUCGUGCAACAUGGGCGUUCGCACGUGACAAAGCUAUUCCAUUUCAUCGGUGCUUCUCCAAAAUCGGCCCUUACUUUGGAGAUGUCCCCGUGAACGCGUAUGCACUCUCCACCGUGAUCCAAGUUCUCCUUGGACUCGUCUACCUCGGUUCCUCAGCUGCAUUCAACGCUUUUGCAGGAGUCGCCGUCAUGUGUCUUGGAGCAUCUUACGCGAUGCCCAUUGCCAUCUCGCUGAUGGACGCCCGGCGAGACAUGCAUGAUGCCCCAUUCAACCUUGGUAGCUUCGGUACCAUCAUCAAUGCAGUCGCGGUGCUGUGGAUCAUGUUUGUCACCGUGCUAUUCUCGAUGCCUGCUGUCAUCCCAGUAACGAUGUGGUCGAUGAAUUAUGCUUCGGUAGUGUUUGGGGGGUUCGGGGUGAUUAGUGCAGCGUGGUAUAUGAUCAACGGCCAGUUUUACUAUAGAGGACCUCCAAUCCAGGAAGAUUCAACUAGCUCGUCCGGAUCCUCGGACUCUGCUUUACAUUGAAAUAAUUCCGAGCGACAAUCGUGGAGAUACUAUCACCAAACGAUGGUGGUCAAGAUCAAGGUGUCAGCGCAUGGUAGCUCUCGCCUUUCGGUCUCCCAUGCAUAUGAUUGUGGUUAUUAUAGCAGUUAAGCCAUUGUGCAGAGUCUGUAGACAUGAUGUUUGUGUUACACUAGACUAGAUGUCGCAUGGUGAAAAACCCCAUUUUUUUCAAAGCAAGAGCCUAG
Messenger RNA from Suillus fuscotomentosus, 1996 nucleotides. RefSeq names its product amino acid transporter. The record is from RefSeq and is a predicted model, not a curated record. Gene Ontology annotation, cellular component: membrane. Gene Ontology annotation, biological process: transmembrane transport. Bases 240 to 1772 code for a protein of 510 amino acids. The transcript has 17 exons. Gene Ontology annotation, molecular function: transmembrane transporter activity. Lineage: Eukaryota; Fungi; Basidiomycota; Agaricomycetes; Boletales; Suillaceae.